AUGCAUAUUAUUGGUGUUGACGUCGGUGGUACAAAUACAGAUGCGGUUCUACUAAGAAUCGAAGAUGAUCAAUCACCCAAAGUAGUUACUGCUGUGAAAGUAGUAACAACUUCAGAUGUGUUUUCAGGCUUGAUUCACGCCGUGAAACAAGUUGUGCAUAACAACAGUGUAAAUGCUAUUGUGGUUGGUACAACACAUUUCAUCAAUGCAUUGAUUCAACGACGGGAUCUAGCUAAAGUUUGCAUUUUACGGCUUUGCGGGCCAGCAACACAUUCCAUCGCACCGAUGUCAAAUUGGCCACAAGAUUUAAAACAUGCAGUCGAUGGAUUGACUACUUUAGUUUCCGGUGGUUACUUCUUCGAUGGAUCGGAGAUCAGUUCAUUGAACGAGGAAGAAAUUCGGUCGACUGUUCGUCGUGCUCUCGCUUUGAAUAUUAAUACAUUUUGUGUUAGUGGCGUUUUUUCACCCUGUCGAACUGAUCAAGAAGUUCGUGUUGGAGAGAUUAUACAUGAAGAAUCACCCACGGCAUAUGUUACACUUUCGCAUGAAGUUGCUGGUCUUGGUCUAUUGGAAAGAGAAAAUGCUUCGAUACUCAAUGCUUGUCUUCGCCCGUUAGCGAUGCGGACGAUCGGAAUGCUUAAAGAUUUCCUUCCUCACGACGCUUCUAUUUUUCUUACAAGAAAUACCGGCACAUUACUUUCGUCUGAAGAUGCAACACGAUGGCCAGUCUUUACUUUUGCUAGUGGACCAACGAAUUCUAUGAUCGGUGCAGCCCAUCUGAGUGGCAUUCAAAAUGGUAUUGUCAUCGAUGUUGGAGGAACAUCAAUCGAUUUCGGUGUCAUUGUUAACGGCCGACCGAGACAAACACACGCAAAUAUAAAAUUAGUCGACGAUAUUCGAGUGAACGUUACCGUUCCUGACACAUAUUCGUUACCCUUGGGUGGUGGUACAAUUAUUCAUGUGACUGAAGAAGAUCAAUCUGUUCAAGUCGGACCUAAUAGUGUCGCGUAUCAACUUGAACAACAAGCUCUAGCGUUUGGAGGACGAACAGUUACUGCUACUGAUGUGGCUCUUGCGGCUGGUCUAGUCAAAGAGAUUGGUCAUCGUGAUGUUAAGCUACCUGCAAAAAUUAUUGAACAAGUCCUCGAAUAUGUGAAUAAAACAGUGACAAAUGGCGUCGAUCGAAUGAAAACAAAUCCAGAGCCAGUUCCAGUUAUUCUAUGUGGCGGUGGUUGCAUUCUUAUCGACCAAAAUAAAUCCUUUCCAGGCGUAACUAAAAUUAUACGUCCUGAUCAUUUUGCUGUAUGCAAUGCUGUGGGUGCUGCUCUAUGUUCAGUAAGUGGAACUCUUGAUCUCAUUACAGAUCUUGUUCCAACAUCUGUUGACGGAGGCACACAGCGUAAAGCUGAACUUGAUCGAUUAGUUUUGCAAGUUCAGGAACAAUGUGAGCAUAAUGGAGCUCGAAAAACAACAAUUCAGUUGUCAGAAUUGGAAUUGAUACCAUUAUCUUACCAUUCAGGUGGUUAUAAACAUCGAGUUCAAUUAACGGCAAUCGGGCAAUUAGAUUUAAGUAAAUUUAAGCAAAAUGAGCAGAGGAAAUCAACGGAAAGACCUUCGUUCGAUAUUAUAAAGGAAUUACCAAUGAAUAUCAAACCGCCUGUACACGCUGAUUAUACAAAGAAACAGCCAGUCUUUGAUGAGAAAGGUGUUUGGUGUAUUGAUCCGAUUGAUAUUGAAUACAUUGCUUAUGGCGCAGGAAUUCUUGGUUGUGGAGGUGGUGGAGAAGUCUAUCAUUCGAAACUAUGGUGCCUUGAUAUUCUUCAACAAGGAAAACAUAAGAUGUGUGUAGUACCGCCUUCAUACUACGAGUCUUCAUCGGAUUUAGUUGUUUCUGUUGGUUUCAUGGGUGUACCGACUGUUUCUCAUGAACUGUUGUCUAGUGGACUGGAAUGUGCUACUGCUGUGGAUGCGCUCGAAAAGCAUCUGUCGACAAAAUUUGCUGGUAUUUUUAGUGGAGAAAUUGGUGGUGCCAAUGGUCUCAUGGGCUUGAUUGUCGCAGCAAAUAAGGACUUAUAUUGUAUUGAUGCUGACGGAAUUGGCAGAGCUUUUCCAUGUUUAACCCAUUUAUUAGCUUUUAUCGAAGGUUGUCGUCCAGCACCUGCUAGCUUAUGUGACAUACAUGGUGAUACAAUCAUGUGCACCGAAGAUCUAGUAUCUACCCCUCAAGAAUUAGAAGAUAUAUUUCGAAUAGAAUGCAUCAAGCGUGGUCUAAUCGCUGGCGUUUGUUUACCACCAAUAAAUGGUGAGCAAUUGCGGAAAUAUUCUUUAGCUCAUAGUGUCUCUCGUGCAUGGUUUCUCGGUCAAGCAAAAUUCAAUCAUAGUAAGGAUGCUGUUCAAGCGGUCGCACGUGCUGGACACGGUCGUGUACUUGUUUCCAAUGGUAAAAUUAUCAACGUGGAACGAAAUACUUCCGAUUGCUUUGUUCGCGGCCAUGUGACGAUCGAAAUGCAAGAAGGAAAUCUCAUCAUUGAUUUUCAAAAUGAAAAUCUCGUUGCACGGCUUGAGAACGGCGAUGUUCUUGCCAGUGUACCUGAUCUAAUCACACUUGUUGAACAAGAUACGGCUGAGCCACUUUCCACUGAAACAAUCAAAUAUGGUUAUCGUGUUUCCGUACUUGUUCUACCCGCGCCAAAACUUCUGACAGCACCGCAUGUACUGGAACAUAUUGGUAUCAAAGCGUUCGGUUAUGAAUUUUCAAAUUAUGAAUAUGUGCCGUCUUAUGCACCAAUACAAUCGGUUUGGGAUGUUUUCUAUAAGAAAAACUAUUAA
Molecule: messenger RNA, 2829 nt
Organism: Adineta ricciae
Lineage: Eukaryota; Metazoa; Rotifera; Eurotatoria; Adinetida; Adinetidae
Source: the annotation of a GenBank genome assembly